Osmia bicornis bicornis is the source of this 1463-nucleotide messenger RNA. It is a transcript of the gene Ggamma30A, whose product is annotated as guanine nucleotide-binding protein subunit gamma-e. Lineage: Eukaryota; Metazoa; Arthropoda; Insecta; Hymenoptera; Megachilidae. Gene Ontology annotation, biological process: phospholipase C-activating G protein-coupled receptor signaling pathway; sensory perception of taste. The record is from RefSeq and is a predicted model, not a curated record. The transcript is spliced from 4 exons. Gene Ontology annotation, molecular function: G-protein beta-subunit binding. Gene Ontology annotation, cellular component: heterotrimeric G-protein complex. The coding region runs from base 356 to 574 and encodes 72 amino acids.
CCGAGUUUUGUUGAGGCUUCUCGUAAGCGAAUCGAGAAACCUGCCAAGAGUCAGCGCUUCUCAGAACUUCACCGACCUCGGGCAAAGUGAGUGCUACACGAAAUUAUUCGACGGACAAGUUUCCAAACGGACCUUCCGUGACACGUGUACUACCCGAGUUUCCUGUUCGAACCACCCGCCCGCUGGCAACCGCUUAUUAUAGAGUUCUGUGAGCUGAAUACAAAUUUGUAAAUCCUGUUUCUCCAUCACUUUCAAUUUUCAAGAAAUUUCAAUUCAAGAAGUAGACAUCAAACAUUCUAUUAGGCGCAAGCGCUAUUCGACUGUUAUCUGGCAAAAGGGAGGCGCGGCUAUAACCAUGGAUCCCAGUGUACUCGCCAACAUGGAUAAGGACGCACUAAAGAAGCAGAUCGAGAACAUGAAGUACCAGGCCAGUAUGGAACGAUGGCCCCUGUCGAAGAGCAUUACCGCAAUGAGGGAGUACGUCGAAGAGAACGAGAAGACUGACCCGUUGAUACACGCGCCCGAUAAGAAGAACAAUCCCUGGGCCGAGAAAGGCAAAUGCAUAAUCAUGUAAUCAGGACGUAGAACCGCAACAGAGUAGGGGAGGAGAAGAAAAAGAGCAGGCAUCGACCAACUACCAUCAGAGAAGCGGGAGAUAAACGAGAAGAGGGUCUUUUUAACUGCGGUCGAAGAAACUAUUAAACAAAACCAAAUAAAAAAAUAAAGGACGUAUAACAAGGAAUGAUGAGGAGGAAGAAAAAGAAGAAGAGAAAUCGAGAGACAGUUACAACGGAAUUGUGCAAUGAUAUAAAAUGGUGGAUCAGGAAGGAGCCAAGUGUUGUUCGUAAACACCAAACAUGGAGGAGCGAGGCUAACGCGGAGGAGAACCAAAGUAGCUGGAGCAAAUUAUUCAACAAUCUUAUUCUUCGUGGUUACCUGUUCGUAGUUACUUUCCCGUUUGGUAUGCAAAGUAACGAACGCUUGAAUUGAAGCUCGGUUUUACCUUCGAAUCGCGUGAAAAAUCUACUAACCCUACCGCGAGGGUUAAUUUAACCUCCAAAUUCGAACAUGACAUUUUAAUUGCGGUUAAGCUUUUGUCUUAUCGAAUGUUUCGUUUAAGGACUAAAUGACAAAAGAGGUUGACCAAACAGGGAAGUAUACAGAAACAGGGACAUGAUUUAGCCUCGUUUCCUGUUACAACUUCCGCCUCAUCGUUAUUUUGAUCUCGAUGUAUUCGAACGUGUUAUACGUCGUAUACACCAUGUGCAAUUUCGAAUCUAGUACCAUGAAAACUCUUUUUGAACCGUUCAUUAUAUCGUAAGGAUUAUUUAUUCUUAAGUACACUGUGUAAUCUAACGUCAUUCUAUGUACACACGUUAUACCAUAUGUCGUCGGAUUAAUAUGCUAUGCAUAUUUCUUCGAAUUUCUUACGGAAAAUAUAAUAAUAUAUUCACAUCGUUUAA